CUUCGCUCUUUGCAAAACGGAAGGGAAGUGGUGAUGCUUUGUUAUAAACUACUCACGCAAUGAGUGGAUCUUCUUUACCAUAUUUCAGCAUAGGAUUUAAGUGGACCGCCUUAGCAACAGAGAGACGGACAUAACCUUUCCGAUGGUAAUCUAGCUCGUUAAAGUUACAACAGAAAGUCUGGGUGUUGUGACAGUAACUUCAUAAGAAUUAUCUUGGUCGUUUAGCUCAAAAGUUGGACUACACCGGAGAAGUAACGUUAGAACUUUCAAUCAGUUUGCUAUAUGCAGGUGGUGAUUCUGUAACUGCAGCAUGCAGCCGAGCGGGGCACACAAAGGAGGUUGUAGCAAAAGUAAGAUGGUUGAUUCUCUGAAGCUGUAUCUGAACAAGAAGAACAGACUGCAACCCAUCAUUGGCCUGGGCAGCAUUAUAGAAUGUGUGAAAGCAGGUGCACACAACAGAGAAGUAUUGUACCUGUGUGAAGUGUGUGUGUGUCGACUAAGUAAAGCUGACAUAUUUAACCACAUUACGGGAGGUCUCCACAGAUACAACUAUAUUAAAGCCUGGCACCCCCACUUUGUGUCUGAAUGGAAGGAGAAUGCCGAUCUGUCUAACCUGGCUAGGCCACUGAUGGACAUAGCCAAGUCACUUGAGGGAGUGGAGGGGCAUGGAGAGCUCCAGUUGUUAGAGGUUCGAGAGGCUGUAUACCAGAAGAUGGCAACACACAGUGGGAGUGACGCAUUAACUUUGAUACAUUCCUUAAGAGAUGACAGGAGGCAAAGUGAACCCAAGGAGACUACAGCUCUGCAUCUGGAGCACCAGGCCAUCCAGUCAGACAGGAUUGUAUUGCUUCCCAAGAACCAACUGAAAUGGUCCAAGAAAUCCCUCAAGUCUCGUGUGCUAUCUCAUAAGACCCUGGCAGAGAUAAACAAGCCUCCGCCUCAGUUACGGUCAACUGUUAUAAUUCCUAAUAAGUCGGAGGAUAGGUUAAAAAAUCUCUCUACAUUGCAGUUAAACACUACUCAGAUUUCUCCCGAACCCUCUGUGCCAUCAGGGAACAGCAAAAGCUUUCUUGAUGGCUACACAGGAGCGAAGCCUCUUAUUGGUCUUUUCCGCGUGGUUGAGUGUAGAAGUGAAAAUGGCCAAACAUAUUGUUUCUUAUGCCACUGCUGCCGCAUCAGAUCCAACAAAAUGGACAUCAUUGGUCACCUAACCAGCUCUUCCCAUCUUGUCAACUACUUGAUGGAAGCUCACCCUGAGCAGGUGGAGUCAGUGACAGAUGCUACAAAUGACUGUGAAUUUCUCCAAUCACUGGCCAAGAAAGUGGAGAAAGAGGAGGGAAGAGGCGAGCUGAAGGUGGUAAAUGCACCAGAAUCCCUCUGUAUCCUGCUCACUGGCAAAAGUUACCACUGGUGUAUAAAGAUGCUCUGUAAUGAAUGGACACAUACUGACAUCCAAAACAGGGAAAUAGCUGUCGAAGAGCCAAGCGUGAACAAGACCUCAGUUCAAGGCAUGGUGGAGAAAUAUGGUGCAGGGUUGUCAAAACGGACACAAAAGAUGAAAAAGAAGAAAGUGGCUAAUACUGUGUUCAAGGUAAGCCUGCCUCUUACCAAAGGUCCAUUGCUGAUGAGGAGGACAUCGUUCAUCAACAAGGGCCCCCCUGUGUCCCCUGUAUAUGCGCCUUCAUCCGACCUAGAUCUCAUUCUCUCAGCUAAGACCACUACAGAGGACUAUGACUUGGACUGUGAUGCUGAAUCAUUUACAGUUGGCCAUACUGAGCAUUGUACAAUUUCACAACUUCAGCAAGACCUCUACAGUGAAGAUUCAGGUGCUCGACAUGUGGGAUCAAAAAGGAACCUUUUAGUCACUCUGAAUCAAGAGGUCGAUGGUUAUUUCUGUGACAGUAAAUGCCAGUUUGAGGACAUAACUGGGACAAAAGACCAAGUGAUUUAUGGGGAAGGUAAUUAUAACAGGCUGCGUGAUUUUCAAGAAAUGCCAAAUAGUAGCUUUAAUAUAGAGUUGACAAAUCGAGGCCUACAGACACCACAUGAGGGGUGGUCACCUGCUGUGCCCCACACUCGGGACUGGUCAUCAUAUUACUCUUCCUAUGGAUUUAACAAGGGUCAUGCUGAGGACCCUCAUGGUUCAGCACCACAAAGUAGAGUUGGCACAGGAGUCGAUGAGAGACGGAAGGAGAUGAGAUCAGAUGCUACUCAACAACAGUCCCACAGUCAGUAUGUGGUAGGCAGUGUGGGGCAUCAUGGCUUAUCUGGUGAACUGGUGCCAGAUUUUGAUGCUGCUAGGAGCAACAUGCAUCCUGACAUAAGAGAUUCUCUUAGUCACAGUGGCAACGCUGCUCUAGAUCCUAGAGUACAGUUUGAGACCGAACAGAGGCGAUUGCAAGCAUACAUGGAGUUCAGAAUUGGUCAUGUCCAGACAGCUCCACAAAGAUAUAUGCCACAACCUACCUAUCAAGCCGUCCAGGUAGACUAUGGAGUGAUGUCUGAUCCCAACUACAAUGCUGCAUCCCAGACAACCCAACUCUUUCCUUAUCCAGUCUGUAGUGCUAGGGGUAUGUCCCAGUCAAAUGCUUUUAUGCCUCCUGGGCAAAGUGCAUAUCAUGGAGCCCACUCUGAUUAUAAUUUCAGAGCCACUGAUUUGUCAGGUUGGAUGAGUUCAGGAAGUGGUGGAGCAGCUCCAUCUAUGAUUGCAUAUCCCGAUUUUAACUCUGCAUAUUUUGCAGCACCUUACACACACACAACAUUUUGACAUCAUUUCAACAGCAGCUUAGAUGGCAACAGGUUUUGGACCAUUAAGCUGAAGUCGGCAUAGAUGUAUUUUUGACUUGCUUGAAAAUAUGUGUUAAUGGCUUAAAGAAGCUUUUUUUUUUUUUUUUUUGCUUUAUUUAGAGUUGCAUUUGUGAUGAAGCCAUGUGUCUUUUCUAUUUGAGAAUAGAAAAGUGAUGAAGCCAUGCAAGCAGAAUUGAAGAUAACAGCAUUUAAAGUGAAAAAUAAGAUGCAAUUUAUUCAAGCUUGUGGAUGCAUCUAAACCAAGUGAGGGUGAGAAAUGCAAUAUGAAGCUGCAAAUUUUGUGUAGCAUCUGUUUGUUUUUUAGUGUUUUAUAAAUGGUGUAAACCCCAGUUUAUUGUUAAAUUACUAACAGUUUCUGUUUAUGGACCACUAUGCCUCUGUGACUGCAUUUAUGUAUCAGCUGUGCCUCAACUCCAAGAACAAUUUAUGUUAAAUGAGUGACAUGUUUCAUAAAAUAAUUUUUCAGAUGUAUUAAAUUGUAGUCACGUAAUUAUUUGAAUGUUAUACCAGUUUUUCUCUGCAUCACUGAAGAUGACAUUUAUUUUGAAUGCACAAUAUGUAAUUGAACAAUAUGAACACCUCUUGACCCUUUGACCAAACCUGGCUUUGUAUGGUAUACCAGCAAAGUUGUGUAGUUCUCCUCUGAUGCAUCAUAAGCGAGAAGACCAUACUUGAAGAUUUUGACAUACCAUGACCAGUGUAAUAGUAUUUAAACUGUCAUUCAGUCCAGGGUUAACUUGUAAGCCUUAAUCAUUAACAUGAAUCCAGUAAAAGUGUUACACUCUUGGGGUUGUAUUAGAUUGCUAGAGGCAAGAUUUGUAAAUGAUAAGGUUUCAGUACAUCACCCUUUAACUAUGUAGAGCUACAAAACACAAUGUUUAUUGUAUGUUGAAGUUAGCAUCUGCUGCUGCUGUAACAACACGAUGUCCAUUGUUAUGAUGCACAAUAAAGGAGUUCUGCAUA
This is a messenger RNA of Monopterus albus (swamp eel), 3771 nucleotides long. RefSeq lists its product as uncharacterized. Lineage: Eukaryota; Metazoa; Chordata; Actinopteri; Synbranchiformes; Synbranchidae. The transcript is spliced from 12 exons. The record is from RefSeq and is a predicted model, not a curated record. Bases 311 to 2767 code for a protein of 818 amino acids.